UACAUGAAAUACAUGGAAUGAGUUAGGAUAAUACUCUGGAUAAAAUCGGAACUUCUCGACUUCCUGUGUACAUUCACAAACUGGAUCGUCGAAACUUUUGCUGCAUAAUUAGGACAAAUGUUUACAUUCUCCUUGCUCUUAACGGGGUUCUUCCUAGACACUCCGUUCCUGUGUGAGGUCAGCCUCAAACCAGAAUGUGCAGUAGCCUGUGUGAACAACGCAAAUUGCUCCUCAUUCUUCUAUGACGCCAACACUCAGGAGUGUUAUCUGGAGAAGAAUGUGUACGUUUCAGGUCACAAGCUCCAGAAUCGGAGCGGUGUGCAAUACUACACAGUGAUCAGCAGGGCGUGUCCGUCGCCAUACAUCUACUGCCGCACUACCAACCAGUGUCUCAGGAUGUAUGCGUCCACAUCCGUGUUGUUCCCGGAAGCCGAGGCUCGCUGUAGGGUGGACUCAGGACAUCUCGUCUACAUCAAGUCCGAGGACGAAAACAGACAAGUAGCCAUUAUUGCCGACAAUCAGCCAGUAUGGCUGGGCCUCCAACGCAACGCUAAUGGCCCUGGUUGGCACUGGUCAAACGGGAACCCUCUUGGGACGUACACAAACUGGGGUCCGGGAAAACCUGAUGAUGGAAGUCAGAUCUAUCUGUUUAUGUCAAAGACCGGCUUCUGGGACGACCUUCGUCCCACACAACGUCAGAUUGCUGUCUGUGAAAUAGAUGUUGAGUAGGAAUUUUAAGGAGAACUAUACAACUGGGUGCCGUGAUAUAGAAAAUCGGACUUCAGAUGAAAUGUGUAUUGUGGAUCAAGCGCGCGCGCGCUCUCUCUCUCUUUCUCUCUCUCUCUCACACUCACACAGAGGGAGAGAGAAAGAGAGAAAGAGAGAGAGGCA
This is a messenger RNA of Haliotis rubra (blacklip abalone), 891 nucleotides long. Its product is annotated as lithostathine-1-beta-like. The transcript is spliced from 3 exons. The record is from RefSeq and is a predicted model, not a curated record. Bases 118 to 729 code for a protein of 203 amino acids. Lineage: Eukaryota; Metazoa; Mollusca; Gastropoda; Lepetellida; Haliotidae.